This is a messenger RNA of Styela clava, 4538 nucleotides long. Lineage: Eukaryota; Metazoa; Chordata; Ascidiacea; Stolidobranchia; Styelidae. The record is from RefSeq and is a predicted model, not a curated record.
GUUCAUUUCAAGCAAAGUAUAAGAAUGUUUAUUGAAGGUAUUAGGCCGCUCAUAUGUAUUAUGAAGGUAUUUCGGUCAGAGUUUGUUUUGACGCUAUGAAUUAUUGUUCAGGAAUUAUUGAGUUAAAAGGGGAUUUUAAAAACAUUUGAUUAUGAAACUAAAAUCGAAGCAUAAGCGUUUACAUUUUUUUAACUCACAAAAGAGAAUAUGUAUAUAAUAUAAUCGCUGAAUUGUACCGAUAUCUUGGGUUUACUUUACACACAAUCUGAGUCACCUUCAGUAUUAUUGUGAAAGAGGAAGUACCUGAUCUAAAAAUAACACUCUGUUAGUCGCAUUCGAAAGUUUUCUCCAACGUAGGUUUUCACGCAUUCAUGGUUUCUUCAAUGGCUCGUAACAUUGUUUAGUCACUAUUAUCUAACUGAACUAUUCAGAAUACAUAUUAAUUCCAGGUCGAGAUUUUUGCCCAGGUGGGAUGUUUCAAGCUUUUUUUGCUCGGUUAUAGUUUUUUGUUAUUUGCAACAUUUCCCAAGUAUGAAGAAUUAGAAAGAAGGAUUAAAGUUCUUACGCUCGUUUUAAUGUAAUCCGGACAUUCGGAUCAUUAUUAAGCUUGUUUUUAGAAUGUUGGGUUGUAAGCACGACUCUUGGGUGUGUGUUUCUGUUAUUAUUUAUUUAUGGAUCUCCAUUUCGCUGUUCUGGUCUGUCUCGCAAAGGAUACCAUACAUGACUGUAAUUCUUUGCGUAAUUGAUACGGAUAUCAUCACACUACUCUUCCAUCACUGAUUCAAUGUCAUGUGUUGAUUUAGAUGCGUUUUGAGAUUUCAUUGAAUUCUAAAACACCUACAGAAAGACUGACGUUUUGCAAUACACUUUGGCAGGAAAUAGGCUCACCGGGAAGUAUGGUGCUGGGCUUCCUCUAGCGUGCGCCUUCUUUGUGCGCAUGCUAAUAAUUCAAAUAAGGCAAGCUGUGCAGUGCAUGCAUGUUUUGUGUGUUCGCGCGCAGUACUCGUGUCAUACGGUCGCUGCGUGGGUAGCCUCAUACAUUAUUAUGACUCUCUACAGGGCGUUGUUGUAUUUUUAAGUUUCUGACAGUACUUUGUAUAUAUGUAAUAGUUUCAAAAGACUGUUCAUACCGGAUUCAAGGAAGGAAAAGUUAGCUGAUUUUCAAUUGAAUUUUGAUGUAAAUUUUUAUUUUUAAACGUAUUUAUCAUCUGUACUUUUCAGUUACUUUAAUUGCGUACAAGAGACAAAAUACCAUUGUAUACUUUUUGGCUGUCUGAUAUCUUGCCCGGCUAUCAUAAUGGGUUGUACACCUUCGAAAUCUGAAAAUGAUCGCAGUGCGAUGAACAAGUCAAAAGAAAUCGAUAAACAACUUAAAAAAGACGCGGAAAAUGCCAGAAAGGAAGUCAAGCUACUGUUGCUUGGUGCUGGUGAAUCAGGGAAAAGUACAAUUGCCAAACAAAUGAAAAUUCUUCAUCAAGAUGGUUUUUCAGAAGAAGAAAGACGAAGUUUUAGAGCAGUUGUCUACACCAACACUGUUCAAUCUAUGGUCGCAAUAGUAAAGGCGAUGGAAUCUCUCAAUAUUGAAUAUGACGAUUCCGAGAGGGAAGGUGAUGGCAAAAAAGUUCGAGCCGCCGGACAAACAAUGGAAGAAAUCGAUAUUACAACGGAUAUAGGAGAUGCAUUAAAACGAUUAUGGAAAGACGAAGGCGUACAACGAUGCGUAGGACGUUCGAGGGAAUAUCAACUUAACGAUUCUGCUUCAUACUACCUAGAUGAUUUGGACAGAUUGUGCGAAGCCGAGUACAUUCCCACCGAGCAAGACGUCUUGCGAACAAGAGUAAAGACGACGGGUAUUAUCGAGACAACUUUCCAAUACAAAAACCUCAAUUUUACGCUAAUUGACGUCGGUGGCCAGAGAAGUGAACGAAAAAAGUGGAUUCAUUGCUUUCAAGACGUGACUGCCAUCAUUUUCUGCGUCGCGAUGUCAGCAUACGAUCAAGUUUUAGCCGAAGACGAAGAGACUAAUAGAAUGGUCGAGAGCUUAAAAUUGUUUCAAUCUAUCUGCAAUAAUCCAUUUUUUGCAAAAACCUCCAUGAUUUUGUUCCUCAACAAGAAGGAUCUGUUCGAAGAAAAAAUCAAGAAAUCACCACUCACCCUCUGCUUCAAGGAUUACGAUGGGGAAAACACGUACGCCGCUGCGUCGGAGCAUAUAAAGGAACAAUUCGAGGCAGCAAAUAGAAAUAACUCCAUGAAAGAAAUCUAUACACAUUUUACAUGUGCAACAGACACUGGGAACGUGCGUUUCGUGUUCGACGCAGUUUCCGACGUUCUCAUGAGAAAAAUUAUCGAUAACGUGUUUGGUUCAGGAUGAUUCUAUAAAAGGUGGGCGAGUCGAUGUGCAAACCCUGAAACCUAAUGCUGGGACGGGCGUCAAUCCCGCUGCGUAAUGGAAAACUUUGUAAGAACAUUUUUGAGAGUUAGCACAAAGAAUAUACUUUUCAUAAUAAAUCCCUCUUGUUUGAGGCAAUUACGUGCAAUGUUGCAAGUUGGCUCAGUUGUGCCCCACAGUAAAUUUUGCUUAUGUUGUCCAAUUGAUAUGUGACACCAUAUUUAUGAUCAAGUCUUAUUUGAUUUAUGCGUAUUCAUUGGAAGAAUUGACCAAAUCAGGACAACUGGGGAGUUGGUACAUUGAUGUUCCAUUUUUACUGUCAAUGAGGAUUUAAGCUGCUGCAAUUGUUACAAUAUUAAGGAAUAAAGGGUCGGAUAUAACAAGAAUAUGACCACAUGAGGUAUACACGAAUAGAAUAUGAAUUUUACGCUCCUAGUCCUCUUUUAUAGCGCGAUAUUCAACCUUAGUUUGUUUUGAGAUGGCAUCCGUAUGGACUUCUGGUCACCGCGGCUGUAUGGUCUAUAUGGCCAGCUUGCGAUAAUGAUGACUAUAGGAUGAUAAUUAGAUUACCAUGUGAGUCAAUUCAUCGCUUUUAGAGCCUGGAUAGGCAAGCCUGUUAGUCUCGGUCUCAUCUGCAACCCUCUAAAAUUGGCAGCGAUUAAUAAUUGGACAAACAUUGCAUUGGUUUUAAAAUCUGAUUACCCCCACGGAAAUAGAUUAGAACGACUUUUCGUUGACCUAAAUAAACUAUUUGUUGAGCGACUGUUGUAUCCUGACUUUAUUUUCGCGAUGUAUUGUUAUUUUGACGUCUGUUUACCACUCUACCUUUGACAAUGUACAAUUUGCCCUCAUUUCUUUUCAAGUAUAAAUUAAAGUCAAACAUAGUGAUAAGUAGGUAGGAUUGAUUUCUCCUUGUUUGCAUUCAAUAAACGUCUAAAAUGAUUUUCCACCCAUUCAACAUGAACGUAACUAUCGAUGUUCACUGAUCACUCAAAAUCUUCGAUGAUUUUUAUGUUUAGUUAGCUUCAGUAUAGAUAAAUUUUUACAAUUUAGUCGCGUUUACUAUUUUUAUGCUAUGCCGCAUAAAUAAAAUAAAAUACCUAUUAAAUAUUAUUGGUCACUUAUUUGCAGCAUGUAUUUAUUUAUUGUUAAAUUUCAUAAACACACAUAUACAUACAUAUACACCUGAACGUCCACCAGAUUAAUUAAUAUAUCUGGUUGUGGACAACGAAUGACGGUUAUUUCAUAAUUAUGUUCGUAUUUGUCACGAUCAACUAAUCAGUGGAAUUUUCCAAUUAGAUGCAUUAUCGCAAUUAGAAAAGUCCCACUGGAUAUUCGCAGAUCUAUUAUUAUGCCGCUAUGUCGUCUGUAUUUUAGAUUCUGUUUUGGUAAUUACGUUUUUUUCUAAUAACGAUUUUUCCCAAACAACUCUCAAACGACUUGCGAAGCAUGUUGUAGCAAAUUUCACUCAUUAGUAAAGACUCCACCAUGCGUAUACUUUGCACUAUUGUUUUAUAGAUAUCAUAGGUCGUACAUUGCAUAUAUAAUAUUGGAAUGGUUCUAAAGCGUUAUUCAAGUCAAGCGUUUGCCAUUGAUAUCCUUUUGCAACUUGUUCAAACAGAUUUGCAUCUCGAAUGUCCCCUCACUUAGGAGUUAUUGAAAUCAAAGUAUUAUAUCAUGACAACUUAGCUGGAAAUUUCUUUUAAACUAGAAGUUGUUAAAAAAAAUCAGAAUUUUAAAUUUUGACUACUCGGACCGAUUUUAUCGCAGGAUUGACGUCUUCUUAUACCUCCAAGCCAUCCCUAAAAUGAACAAGCAAAUCCUUAGGAUCAAUAAACACAAUUGAACAUGCGUCGGCCUAAGAGUCUGCUUUUACGAAUCUCAUUAUGAAUUGAUAACAGCUGGAGGGGAGGCCUGCUGAGCGUCAUCACCCCCCAUAAAUAUGCUUGCUUGUAUCGAGUGUAAUAAUUUCAGACCCCACCAUAUAUUUUGGUUAUCACACGGUUGUUCCCGUCCAGUCCGAAUUUUAUAAGCAAUAUCUCUUUAGAGUGAUUUUUAGCGAUCAUAAAUAAGCUAUUGUUUUUAGCUUAACAUAUGAGCUAAAUUAGUCUUUUAAUUGGGGCCUCGAACAUUGAAUAUAACUAAUGAC